This is a messenger RNA of Closterium sp. NIES-65, 1041 nucleotides long. NCBI's taxonomy places the organism in Eukaryota, Viridiplantae, Streptophyta, Zygnematophyceae, Desmidiales, Closteriaceae. The record is from the annotation of a GenBank genome assembly.
AUGCACCGUCAUUUUGCACUCACACUGCUGCCUGUCUUCUCGUUUGAAAGAGUCACUCCCUCCCACCUGCCUCUUGCCAUCUCUCUAUCUCUCUCUCCCUUCUCCUCUGCCUCGCAGGUCAGUCCCUUCAAGCCCCGCUCGCCCUGCCCACUCGCCAUUGAAGCACCCAUCCCUUCUGCCCGCACCACUCAAUCAGCUAAGUACCCGUUCCCCCAUGCCCGCACCCUUGCCUGCCGUACUCUUGUGGCCGUGCCUCAACCAGUGGCUCCUCCUCUCUUCCCUUGUGCUGGAUUUCAAGUGGCGGGGGGGUGUGGGGUCAACACCGACGCUCCCUCACGCCCCUCCCCUGUGGCCGUGCAGGGAGGAGGCACCUGGAGGAGGGCUGCUGCGGAGGGAGGCAGCUGGUGGUGCUGCAGCUGCCUUGACCUCGCCGUCACGCUAUCAGCUAAGUCGCCCACUUCCAUGCCCUCACCCUUGCCCACCACAUCAUGGCUUGUGCAGGUAACCCUCUCAGGUGCAGGUGGAGGGGAGGGGCGUUGGGGUCAACACCGACGCUCCCUCACGCCCCUCCCCUGGGGCCGUGCAGGGACUCGUGGGGACGAGAGGGAGGCAGCACUGCGGCAUGGCAAUCCCACCGCAGCAAGGGAGAGUAUCGGGAUGGGCUUGGCCUCUCAAGGUCAUCUCGCAAUGCAGCAGAGACAGCUGACAGGACCAGUUGUAGCAGCAUCAGCACUGGGGAGCACUGAUGCAGCAGGGGAGGGGAGAGGAGGGAGGGGGACACAAGGCGGCAUCUCUCGGCGCUUCUUCAGCUGCCAGCUAAUGGCCCCUCCCCUCGCAUGUGCUGCUUUCAAACUCACAGCUGCCAAAUCAGAAUCAUUCCGUGAUUGCAACACUCACAGGCUCUGUGCGUGCUCGUUGCAGGUGGAGGGGAGGGGCGCUGGGGUCAACACCGACACUUCCACAUGCCUCUCCCUGGUGGCCGUGCAGGAGGGAGGGAGAGAGGCAGCGCUGGGAGGGGACGGGAGGGAGGCAGCACUGUAG